Molecule: messenger RNA, 8104 nt
Organism: Puntigrus tetrazona (Sumatra barb)
Lineage: Eukaryota; Metazoa; Chordata; Actinopteri; Cypriniformes; Cyprinidae
Product: multiple PDZ domain protein
Exons: 48
Coding region: 163-5787 (1874 amino acids)
Molecular function (GO): protein binding
Source: RefSeq, a predicted model, not a curated record
GUGUGUGUGUGUGUGUGUGUGUGUGUCUGCGGGGCGGCUCCAGUUUCAAACACAGCGCCCAUCUUUAACACAACACAACCGGACAAGCUCCGUCCCGUAGCGAGAUACUGCCGUUCAUGCAUGACGUGAAGCCCAGGUAAUGAGGGACGAAGGACACGAGAGAUGAUUGAAACAAUGGAUACUCAACGUUGUCUACAGGCGGUGGAGAGGUUACAGUCUCGCUUGAAAGAAAAGGGAGCAGAUGUUCCUGCCGAGGAGAAGCUAAAUCUUCUGAAGGCGGUCCUGCAGAGUCCUCUGUUUCACCAGAUCCUCGCCCUGCAGAAAUCAGUGCAUCAUCUGAAGGAGCACACUCCAUACAUUAACCCUGAUCUGAAGAGCAGCACUGAAGGAUUCUCAGCUCAGCUCAAUGGAGAACCUUCAUCUGAAGAACACAUCAUCCGCUCCAUGGCUCAGGGACGGUACGUGACUCAGAUCGACCUGCUGAAACCGGUUUCGGGUGGUUUGGGCUUUAGUGUUGUUGGCUUGUGUAGUGAGAACCGUGGAGAACUUGGCAUCUUCAUUCAGGAGAUACAGGCUGGAAGUGUGGCAUACAGCGAUGGAAAGCUGAAGGAAGGAGAUCAGAUCCUGGCGAUUAACGGUCAGUUACUGGAUCAGAGCGUCAGUCACCAGCAGGCCAUAGCUCUCCUGCAGGGAGCGUCGGACCGAGUGAGCCUCACCAUCGCCCGCGGGCCCGUCCCGCAGCUCUCCAGCCCGGUGGUGUCCAGGACUCCUAGCGCUGCCAGCACGCUUUCAGCUCACUCUAGUGCGACCCACUGGACUCACGUGGAGACGAUCGAACUUGUGAACGAUGGAACCGGUUUGGGCUUCGGGAUUGUUGGUGGUAAAACCACCGGCGUUAUCGUCAAAACCAUUCUACCUGGAGGCAUCGCUGACCAGGACGGUCGAUUGCGAAGUGGGGAUCACGUCCUGCGGAUCGGGGAUACGGAUCUGUUUGGUCUGAGCAGUGAGCAGGUUGCUCAAGUUUUGAAACAGUGUGGAAACAGAGUCCGACUCCUCAUCAGCCGCGGGACUGUGGACGAUGCUGCGUCUGCUGCUGUCACCCUGCCCACCCUCACCGAGCAACAGGGUUUAGAGGAAGAGGAACAGGGCGCUUUCGACGUGAGUUUGUCGAAGAACGCUCAGGGUUUAGGCAUCACCAUCGCUGGCUAUGUGGGGGACAAAACAUCAGAGCCCUCUGGGAUAUUUGUGAAGAGCAUUUCGAGGGACAGCGCAGUGGAGCAAGACGGCCGAAUUCACGUUGGAGAUCAAAUCAUUGCUGUAGACGGGGUUAAUAUCCAGGGUUACAGUAACCAGCAGGCCGUGGAGGUCCUGAGACACACGGGUCAGAUGGUAAACCUGAAGCUCGUCCGGCACGGGUUCAAACUGGAGGAUGCAUGUCCAUCAAUCAUACCUGUCGCCAUGGAGACCACACCCACCCUCAACACAUCGCAAAACUCAACAAUGGAGCGAAGGAACACCAAGCACGAUGAGAGAGCGUUUCUCCCUCCAGAGGAAAGCGGCGAACCGCAGUCUGUCACCGCUUCACCCGUCAGAGCUCCAGAGAGACGCGACGGUCCUGUGGAGCUGAGCUCUGAGGAGGAACAGCAGCUGAUGCAGAAGUGGCAGAACGAACUCGGCGUCUGCAGCGAAGUCAUUGUGGCUCAAGUGGAGAAGUUCAGUGAGAACAGCGGUUUAGGGAUCAGUCUGGACGUGAUCGCCGGUCGUCACAUCCUUCGCUCGGUGCUUCCUGAGGGACCCGUCGGGCGAUCGGGAACCAUCUGCAGCGGAGACGAGCUGCUGGAGGUGAACGGUGUUCCCCUCAGAGGAGAGUCUCAUAAAGAUGUUGUUGACAUUCUGAAAGAACUUCCUGUUUGCGUGACCAUGAUCUGCUGUAGACCCGCCCCUCUAAUGACUGACAGCCAAACUGACCAAUCACAGCCCGAGGAUGUGGCCAUUGAUUCCAUGGUUCAGGUGCCGGGUGAGUUUGAGGAUUUCCUGGUCUCUGGCCAAUCAGAGGACAGCCUGAAAGAUCAUGUGACUGAAGAGCCCACCGGAACGGCGUUGGCGAUGUGGGAAACGGAGAUUCAGGACAUUGAACUAGAGAAAGCAGAGAGCGGUCUGGGCUUCAGCAUUCUGGAUUAUCAGGACCCAAUGGACCCGCUCAAGACGGUUAUUGUGAUUAGGUCUUUAGUUCCCGACGGCGUGGCAGAGCGAGACGGGCGCUUGUUGCCAGGAGACCGCCUCAUGUAUGUCAACAACAUCGACCUGGAGAGCGCCAGCUUGGAGGAAGCAGUGCAGGCUCUGAAGGGAGCGAACAUGGGCACCGUCCGCAUCGGGGUGGCCAAACCCCUGCCCAUCGACUCCGGUGAUUUGGACCUGUCUGAUGAAAAGGCCUUUGAGCAUCAUUUUCUGGAGGAGGAAGAGGAAGAGGAGAUGCUGCAGUCCAUGAUCGCUGAACACGGCAGUAUGUGCAGCGCCGAUCUGACCUAUCAGCUGAGCGGACCCGCCCCCACCCCGAAGGAGGAGGAUUUGUUUCCGGAUCAACCCUCGGACGAGACCCAGCAGCUGAACGCCUUCGAGAGGACCGUCACCGUGGUCAAGGGCAGCUCCAGUCUGGGCAUGACGGUGUGCGCGCUGAAGGACGGGCCCGGGAUGCUGAUCCGCAGCAUCAUUCACGGCGGCUCCAUCAGCAGAGACGGGCGCCUCGGGGUCGGGGACCUGAUCCUGGCCAUCAACGGAGAACCGACCGGAAACAUGACCAACGCUCAGGCGCGAGCCAUGCUGCGCAGACACUCUCUGAUCGGACCAGAGCUGGGAUCCACAGGUUCUGCGGGGGAAGAGCUGAGCCCCGUCUCUGUAAUCACGUAUGUUCCUGCAGAAUAUUUGGAGGAAUACAGGGCGAGCCAGCAGCUCCAGGUUGGCGAUCUCUCUGAUGGCACUCAACAUCAGACGGUCUCAGAUCUUCCAGAGAGAGAGGAUGGAGAAGGACAGGAGAGUGAACGACAGACAGCAGCUUCCAGCAACUGGAAUCUACCACGGAGAGUGGAGUUGCACAGGGAAGCCGGGAAGUCUCUGGGCAUCAGCAUCGUUGGUGGGCGGGGCAUGGGCAGCCGCCUUAGCAACGGGGAAGUGAUGCGGGGCAUCUUUAUCAAACACAUCCUUGAGGACAGUCCAGCGGGACGCAACGGCACACUGAAGACAGGAGACAGGAUUUUAGAGGUGGGCGGAGUGGAUCUGCGUGACGCCAGUCAUGAGCAGGCGGUGGAGGCCAUCCGAAACGCUGCAAACCCCGUGAUGUUUCUGGUGCAGAGCAUCGUUCACAGAGACAGGAAACCUCCAGUAGCCCUGCUACAGCUGAAGCGCUCAGAGCAAGCCCUCCAUCCUUACCCCGAACCCUGCUUUGCAUACAAACCCCUGCAGACUUCUGCGCUGGAUGCAGUGGAGGACAUUUCAGCCUUCAGUCUGAAGAGCGGCGCUGAGAAGGCUCGGAGAAGUCACGGAAAUGCCGUUGACACUCACAGUAGACCUUUCCUCCGUCUGUGUCCGACUAAUCCUUUCACUCCUACACCGUUUAAGCUGAAUCGAGAGGAGGGGAAAGGCUUCCUGUCGCUGCCGGUCGUUCCGCAUGUCGGGGAAACCGACUCCGACACGCUGACUGAGAUUCCCGACAGACUCCCGCUGCGCAGCGCCGGUCCUGAUGAGGAAGACGAGGAUGAGUACGGAUACAGCUGGAAGAAGGUAACGGAGCGGUACGGGCGUUUACCCGGUGAGCUGCACAUGAUCGAUCUGGAGAAGGGUCGUACAGGUUUGGGUUUGAGUCUGGCCGGGAACCGAGACCGUUCACGCAUGAGUGUGUUUGUGGUGGGCAUCGAUCCCAGCGGAGCCGCCGGCCGAGACGGACACAUCGUGGUGGGAGAUGAACUACUAGAGAUAAACGGACAGGUUCUGUACGGCCGCAGUCAUCAGAACGCCUCCUCCAUCAUUAAAAGCGCUCCUUCGAGGGUCAAGAUCAUCUUCAUCCGGAACACUGAGGCUCUGAGUCAGAUGGCAGUCGGGCCGAUGAAGGAGACGGACUCACCGGACACACACACGCAGACGGAGACGUCGGGCUCAGCAGUAGACGUGAUCCAGCGAGCGACUCUUCCUGUGGAGGACGGAGGGCCGGGUUUGGUGCUGAAGGAGGAUGACGGCCGGAGCGGAUGCCUCGUCGAGAGCGUGGACGAGAGCGGAGCAGCCGGAAGGAAAUCCCAGCAAUCAGUGAAACUCACCGCCUGCGCUGACUCCGCCUCCCAACCCUCCUCGUCCAAUCAGAUGUGCUCGGACGAUGGAGGCGGCCUGCCGCUGGUUUCCCUGACAUCGUCGGAGAUGGAGCCAAUCAGGAAUUCGAGCAGAUGUUCAACCCCGGCGACACUGGCGUCUGAUCCGGCGACGUGUCCCAUCAUCCCCGGCUGUGAGACCACUAUAGAGAUCUGCAAGGGCAGAACGGGACUGGGGCUGAGCAUCGUGGGCGGCUGUGACACGCUGCUGGGCACUAUAAUAAUUCACGAGGUGUACGAGGAGGGAGCAGCGUCUAAAGACGGCCGUCUGUGGGCAGGAGAUCAGAUCCUGGAGGUGAACGGUAUAGAUCUGCGCGUGGCGACUCACGACGAGGCCAUCAAUGUCCUGCGGCAGACUCCUCAGCGCGUGCGUCUGGCCGUCUUCAGAGACGAGGGCCAGUAUAAAGAGGAGGAGCUGUGGGACUCGCUGAGCGUCGAGCUUCAGAAGAAACCAGGCCACGGCCUCGGGCUCAGCAUCAUCGGCAGAAGGAGUGACACCGGCGUGUUUGUGUCGGACAUCGUGAAGGGUGGAGCGGUGGAGAGCGACGGCCGGCUGAUGCAGGGAGAUCAGAUCCUCUCGGUUAACGGCGAGGACGUUCGCUCGGCCACUCAGGAGUACGUGGCUGCGCUGCUCAAGAGCUGUGCGGGUCCAAUCAGUCUGGAGGUGGGUCGUUUCAAGGCUGGGCCGUUCCACUCCGAGCGCCGUCUGUCCCAGAGCAGUCAGAUCAGCGAGACGGGCAGCGGGAAAGUCACUCCUCACUCCAGCUCCGCAGCUUCCCUCGGAGACGCCGAGAAAACACACGAACUGCUGGAGAAAGACAUCCGGACGGUGGAGUUCACAAAGGGCCCGUCUGACUCUCUGGGCAUCAGUAUAGCAGGAGGGGUCGGCAGUCCUCUGGGUGACGUGCCCAUAUUCAUCGCCAUGAUGAACCCCAGCGGCCUGGCGGCUCAGACACAGAAGCUCUGGAUUGGAGACAGGAUCGUGUCCAUCUGUGGAAACUCAACAGAAGGCAUGACCCACAAUAAAGCCGUUUCACUGCUGAAGAACACGACGGGCAUCAUUCAGCUGCAGGUCAUCGCAGGCGACACAUCGGUCACCGGGCCGUCAGCGGAGCAGACCGCAGGACUCACGGCCAGCAGCAUUUUCCACGAUGACCUGGGCCCUCCUCAGUGUAAGAGCAUCAGUCUGGAGCGAGGACCCGACGGACUGGGCUUCAGCAUCGUGGGGGGCUUCGGGAGCCCUCACGGAGACCUGCCCAUCUACGUCAAAACCGUCUUCAGCAAGGGGGCCGCGGCGGAGGACGGGCGUCUGAAGCGCGGAGAUCAAAUCAUCGCCGUUAACGGCCAGAGUCUGGAGGGAGUCACUCACGAGGAGGCCGUGUGUAUCCUGAAGAAAACCAAAGGAACGGUCACACUCACUGUGCUCUCAUGAACACACACACACACACGGUCGUUUAAACACUGGAUGACGGUGCUUGAUGCUCACACCUGGCGACGGUGUGUUUCGAUAACAAGAAAACGCUCAAAUAUCUCUUUCCCGUCGGUUUCCGCGCAGUUCGCCAAAAAUCUUCUCAAUGCAAAACGCUAAAAAUUAAUAAACAAAUCUGACCAAUUUAAUAGUUCACAUCAAUUUCUGCUCCGUCAGCGAUCGGUGUGACCCAAAAAUAUAUUCAGACGUGAAUAAUUUCAAGCAUAAAGGUGUAAUAACUACCGUUUGUCAAAAAACACAGGAAGCACAAACUCUACUAGAUGAAUGGUUUUCUGUGAACAGCCCAGAAGGCAAAUCUUCAUUUUUGACUAAACUCUAGAGUUCGUAAGUUUUCACGCGUGUCAUGUUUUAGUCUCUUUGGUGAUUUUUGCAAAUUUUUCACAUUUGAAGAAGAAAUAAUUGAAGCAGCGUUUGUUGAAAGUCCCCACAACACAACAGGAGUGUUAAAAACGAGUCUUUCCCAACACCGCUGAUGUUGGUCAGUGACAUUUUGUGCUAUUUAUAGCGAAAACAUAGUGAUAUAACACGAUAUAGAAUAUCAUCUCGAUCUUUAGGACGUGAAAGAAAGUAGAGCUUCUUAUGAUCGAAGGAUCUCAAUGUGCGUUUACACGCUAAUGUCAGGAAAAAGGAAAAAAUGAUGAACAAAAAAAAUGGCAAUAACGUUCUCAAUACUUUAAACAGCAAAACCACAGAAGAAGAAAUGAUGAAAGUGACUUCUUCUGGAUACACUCACACUGAAACACCUUUGCUUCUUAAAGAAAACUUAUUUUAUAUAGAACAGAAGUUGAUAUUGUAGAAACCGUGAGUGUGUGUGUGUGUGUGUGUGUGUGUGUGAGAGAGAGAGACGAGCGUCAGUGCAUUUAAUGACCUUUCUGAAGUUUUGCCUUCGUCUGCUGCUGGAUGUAGAACGAGCUACUGUGAUCUAUUUUGUGAUAUUGUCGUUUUCCUCUGAUCGUACAGUAUUGGAUUUCACUACAAACACAAAUAAAAGUGACCUUCAGCACACAAACGUCAGGUUGGCGUGAUCCCUUUUUAUUUGACAGAUUUAAGGGUCAGCUCUCCCCCAAAAGGAGAAUCCUGUCUUGAAUUCCUCUCCUCCCGUGAUGAAGGGGUUUUUUCGGACGUGACGGAGAGUAAUUAACGACAGCUUUUUUCAUUUUGGGGUGAACUAACUACAUUAUGCAUUACAAUCAUUUGUGUGAUGAAAAAAACAAAGGGGAAAAUACAAAUAUAAAUCAUCGUUUACUUCCGUCAUCAUUCGUCAAAGGCUUUUUUCUCCCCCCUCAAGUCUGUUCAUUUUCCAAGAUACAAAAAACCAGCCCAGCUGUGUUUCUGGGUCUGUUAUGUAAGAGAUGCAGCGUUCGGAAGAGAGACUGUAGCUGUUUUUAAUCUGGUUAUUUCUAUGGCACUUCUAUGCAUGCAUACAACUGGUUUCGUCCUUCACAUCCCGUGCAGACGAGGUCAGGUCAGUUUAAGGCACAGGAGACGACGACCUCUGAACUUCACUUUCAAUUGAACUACAAAUCUGACCACAUUUCAGCUGAAUGUCAAACUAUAAAAUAAAAUAAAAUAAAAUGAAUAAAGCAUAUUUAUAAAGCAUUGCUUAAUUCUUUGAAAAAAACAUGUCAAAUCGGGUAAAAAAUUUUUCCCUUUUAGAAAUUCUCUGUUAGAUUUAUUUUUGCCUACAGUGUACAAUCAGGAACGCUUUCACGCCGUCCUAAAAUAAUAAAUCAAUUCCCAAAUGUCUUCAGGAGCGGUCUAUAAAUAUAUCCUGAUGUUACAGGCUGGAUGAACAUUACAGCACAAAGUCCACGACUAGUAUAUGCUCUCUUUGACAUUAUAAUACAUUUAUUUUUUCCCCAUUAUCAGCAAAUCCGAGGAGACGUAAAGCCUGAUGAUCCGUGUCAUCCCAGCGUGAUUUGGGCAAAGAGCACGCCGUCAGCUUUUAUGCACAAAAAUUUGAACUUUUGAACGAAGGAGUCAUGCUUCGUUUCUUCUUUUUUUUUUUUUUUUGUUUACGGGAUUACUGACCUAGAAAUAAGGCAGCAUCAGAUGCAAUACAUGUUUUUAAAAAUCCCAAACCUGUAUCUGCAGGUUUUAAUGAGCUUGUGGUUAGUCUUUUGAACCCCACUCACUAUAUAUAUAUAUAUAUAUAUAUAUAUAUAGAAAAUAUAAAUGCAAUAAAUACUUCAUUAUUACGUGAAAUAAAGUCCCUUUCGAUUUGUGAAUUUGCUCAAUGCUUAACUGUUUCCCUUAAACC